AUGUGGAAUGAAGAGACUCAAGAGGUUAUAUUUAUUGACUUUGAGCGAGCCCAGUAUCAGAAUGUGCGGGCGCCGCUGGGCCUUUUCUCUCCUAAUCAGAAAUGGAAGCAAGAGUCUAAAAUGGCUAGUUUUAUCUUCAUUGGCAGCAUAUAUGAGCCAGCCCUGGCUAUGCCACUAGAUAACAUGCUGGCUU
Molecule: messenger RNA, 193 nt
Organism: Talaromyces atroroseus
Lineage: Eukaryota; Fungi; Ascomycota; Eurotiomycetes; Eurotiales; Trichocomaceae
Exons: 2
Source: RefSeq, a predicted model, not a curated record